CAAAUCUCUAACCAAAAAAAAAAAAAAACACAAAAGAAGAAGAUUGGGAGACAGAGAAGAAAUGUCAGCCGCAAGAUCGUGGCCAUCUGCCUUCGGAGAAACGACGCCGCUGCUCGCUCGAGCAUCUUUCCGCAGCUCCUCCGCCUCAUUCGAGAUGACCGCAUCCCCUGCCCGUACGGCCUUCCUCGGUGUAGACGUCGGUACAGGCAGCGCUCGGGCAGGACUCUUUGAUGAGCAAGGGAGACUUCUAGGAUCUGCCAGUAGCCCCAUACAGAUAUGGAAGGAUGGUGAUUGUAUUGAGCAAUCUUCAACAGAUAUCUGGCAUGCAAUCUGUGCAGCUGUCAAAGCAGCAUGCUCUCUAGCAAAUGUUGCAAGUGAAGAAGUAAUUGGUUUGGGAUUUGCAGCUACCUGUUCUCUCGUUGCUGUUGAUGCCGAUGGCUCUCCCGUUACUGUUUCUUGGAGUGGUGAUGCUAGGAGAAAUAUUAUAGUGUGGAUGGAUCAUAGAGCUGUAAAUCAGGCAGAACGGAUCAAUGCCUGCAACUCACCAGUACUGCAAUAUUGUGGUGGGGCUCUCUCUCCUGAAAUGCAACCCCCAAAGCUUUUAUGGGUGAAAGAAAAUCUGCAAGAAUCUUGGUCCAUGGCCUUUAGGUGGAUGGAUUUGAGUGACUGGCUGGCAUACAGGGCAACAGGAGAUGAUACGCGGAGUCUAUGCACAACAGUUUGCAAAUGGACUUAUCUAGGCCAUGCACACAUGCAGAAAGAUAAUGAGAAAGAUUCCCGAGAUAUGGAAGCUUGUGGAUGGGAUGAUGUCUUCUGGGAGGAAAUUGGAUUGGGAGACCUUUUUGAAGGAAAUCAUGCUAAAAUUGGACGAAGUGUUGCAUUUCCUGGCCAUCCCUUGGGUUCUGGUCUGACACCCACUGCUGCGAAGGAUCUAGGUCUGUUAGAUGGAACUCCCGUUGGAACUUCAUUGAUUGAUGCCCAUGCUGGCGGGGUGGGGAUAAUGGAAAGUAUGCCUGUAUCAGAAGCUGAAGAUAAUGAGGAUGCAAUAUGCGAGCGUAUGGUUUUAGUAUGCGGAACGUCUACUUGCCAUAUGGCCAUUUCACGGAACAAGGUGUUUAUUCCAGGCGUGUGGGGACCAUUUUGGUCAGCCAUGGUGCCUGAAUACUGGCUCACUGAGGGUGGACAAAGUGCUACUGGGGCCUUGCUGGAUCAUAUUAUUGAGAACCAUAUCGCUUCUCCUCAUCUUGCUAAUCGUGCUGCUUCUCAGCGUAUUUCCUUGUAUGAAUUGCUGAAUAGGAUAUUGGAAUCAAUGGCGCGUGACUCGAAAGUUCCUUUUGUUUCUGCCUUAACUGAAGAUUUACAUGUCCUUCCCGACUUCCACGGAAACAGGUCUCCCAUUGCAGACCCAAAAUCAAAAGGGAUGGUGUCUGGUUUAACACUUGAUACAAGUGAGAAACAGCUGGCCCUUCUAUACCUCGCCACAAUACAGGGCAUUGCCUAUGGAACACGCCACAUUGUGGAGCAUUGCAACUCUCAUGGGCACAAGAUUGACACACUUCUUGCUUGUGGUGGACUUGCAAAAAACCCGCUGUAUAUUCAAGAGCAGGCUGAUAUUGUUGGUUGCUCUAUAAUCCUCCCGAGAGAAAGUGAGUCUGUUCUCUUGGGUGCUGCCAUUCUUGGUGCCGUUGCUGCCAAGAAGUAUUCCGGCCUCCGGGAUGGUAUGAAAGCACUCAACGCAGCUGGCCAGGUUAUUCAUCCAUCCAAAGACCCCAAAGUGAAGUGUUACCAUGACGCCAAAUACCGUGUCUUCCGGCAACUCUACGAGCAGCAGCUCUCACACCGGUCGAUCAUGACUGAGGCAUUGCAAUAGAAAGGUAUAACAACAUGAUGAGCAUGAUGCUCAAGAUGCGUGCUUCUAAUAUAGAGAAAAUCAUGGAGACUCGAAUCAUUUGGAAGUGGUGGCCGGUUACUGUUUAAAAUGUAAAUGGUGUGAUUUCUUGGAAUGAAUCAAGGUGCAAAUUCAUAGA
Molecule: messenger RNA, 2027 nt
Organism: Magnolia sinica
Lineage: Eukaryota; Viridiplantae; Streptophyta; Magnoliopsida; Magnoliales; Magnoliaceae
Exons: 15
Coding region: 62-1870 (602 amino acids)
Biological process (GO): carbohydrate metabolic process
Molecular function (GO): kinase activity; phosphotransferase activity, alcohol group as acceptor
Source: RefSeq, a predicted model, not a curated record